GUCGUAAACCUGUUAUACCAGCCUGUGGAGUAUAUGUAACUUGACCUGUUGCCCAUGGAGUAGUUGCAUCCAUUGGUCCUUCAUCUUUCAUUGGAAGUUCAUCUCCUGGUUGAGUGGUAUUCGUCGAAUUAAACAUCAGAAGAAAUUAAUGAUAUAAAGUAUAUAAUCAUGUCGAUUUCGAAAGUCAAUAUUAAAUAUACCCAGUUGUUCAUUAACAAUGAAUUUGUGGAUGCUGAAAGUGGAAAAAAAUUUUCGACCAUAAAUCCUGCUAAUGGGGAAGUAAUCGCUCAAAUUUCUGAAGGUGACGAGGCUGAUGUUAAUAAAGCUGUAGCAGCUGCAAAAAAAGCAUUUUCAAGAUGUUCAGAAUGGAGAACAAUGGAUGCAUCAUUCAGAGGAAAGCUUAUACACAAAUUUACGGAUCUUGUACAGCGAGACUUAAAUUAUAUAGCAAGUCUUGACACAAUUGACAAUGGAAAAACAUAUGCUGAUGCUGUUAAUGAUAUAAAAUGUAGCAUAGAUGUGCUUCGUUAUUACGCUGGAUGGUCUGAUAAAAUACAUGGUCAAACUAUUCCUGCAGAUGGUUCUUGUAUUGUAUUUACACGUAAGGAACCAGUAGGAGUCGUUGGUCAAAUUAUCCCAUGGAAUUAUCCAUUUAUGAUGUUAGCAUGGAAAUUUGCUAUGGCUUUAGCUGCAGGUUGUACCAUUGUUCUGAAACCAGCUGAACAAACCCCAUUAAGUGCUUUGUAUACAGCUGCAUUAAUCAAAGAGGCAGGAUUUCCACCUGGUGUUGUUAAUAUUAUUACAGGAUAUGGAAAAACGGCAGGAGCUGCUAUAGCUAAACAUCCAGAUAUUAACAAAGUCACUUUCACAGGAUCAGUUGAAGUUGGCCACCUUAUCAUGGAAGCUUCUGCCAAAAGUAAUCUCAAACGAGUGAGUCUUGAAUUAGGUGGUAAAAGUCCACUUGUUAUCUUUGAUGACUUUGAUGUUAAGGAAGCUGCUGCGAUAGCCCAUGAUGCUAUAUUUGCAAAUCAUGGUCAGAGUUGUUGUGCUGGGUCACGUACAUUUGUACAAUCAAAGAUAUACGAUGAAUUUGUAGAUUAUGCAAAACAAUUAGCUCUUAAAAUAAAAGUUGGAGAUCCCUUUAAUUCUGAAACAAAACAGGGACCACAAGUUGAUGAAAAGAUGUUUAAUAAAGUUUUGCAUUUUAUAAAUUCUGGAAAAGAGGAAGGAGCUGUAUUGGAAACAGGUGGCGAACGUUAUGGUAAUGUUGGCUUUUUUAUAAAGCCUACCGUUUUUUCCAAUGUAACGGAUAAAAUGAAAAUUGCUACUGAAGAAAUUUUUGGUCCGGUACAAUGUAUUUUGAAGUUUGAUACUAUGGAAGAAGUUAUUGAACGUGCUAAUAAAACUACGUAUGGUCUUGCUGCUGGUAUAUUAACUAAUAAUAUUGAUAAAGCAAUAACAUUUGCAAAAGCAGUGGAAGCUGGAAGUAUUUGGGUGAAUCAUUAUGAUGUUAUAACACCACAAACACCAUUCGGUGGAUACAAGAAGUCAGGAAUAGGGCGUGAAAUGGGAGAAGAAGGUUUAAAAGAAUACCUUGAAACUAAAACAAUUUCUAUUAGAGUGCCAACAUGUAAUUAAAUAAUAUCAUAUAUAUAUAUAUAUAUACAUGCAUGUAAAGCAUAACAAUUAAAUCUUGAAAUGUUUUUUUUUGUAUUGAUUUUUAAUUAGACAUAAACAAAAUAAUAAUUAGAUUUAUAUGGUUUAUAUGGUGUAUAAAUAUUAUUGAAUAAAGUGCUCUUAAUAGCAACUUUUAUAAGUA
Molecule: messenger RNA, 1819 nt
Organism: Vespa mandarinia (Asian giant hornet)
Lineage: Eukaryota; Metazoa; Arthropoda; Insecta; Hymenoptera; Vespidae
Product: aldehyde dehydrogenase 1A1
Molecular function (GO): oxidoreductase activity, acting on the aldehyde or oxo group of donors, NAD or NADP as acceptor
Source: RefSeq, a predicted model, not a curated record